AUGACGAUCCUCAACUGUAGAAAAACAAGAGGGCAACAGGUUCUACCGUUGUUCUACGACGUAGAACCAUCGGAACUACGGAAUCAAACUAAUAUUGUUGGAGAAGCAUUCGCUAAACUUGAAGAAAAGUCCAAGGAUGAUGAAAUGAAGGUGGAGGGGUGGAAGGCAGCCAUAAGAGACGUGGCCAAUUUGUCCGGGAAGGCCUUUGGGAACAGGAAUGAACCUGAAUUUAUUCAAGAAAUCAUUGAAUGGGUGAAUUUGAUAUUAGUAAAAAAGACAUACUUUCAAGUUGCCCAAUAUCCCGUUGGAAUAGAGUCUCGUGUACAAGAUGUGAAGUCGCUUUUAGAUAUAGAGAAGAAUUACAGUACAUGCAUGGUAGGGAUCUUCGGAAUUGGGGGAAUUGGUAAGACAACUAUUGCUAAAGCUAUCUACAACUCAAUUGCUUAUGAGUUUGAUGGUAGUUGUUUUCUUGGAGACAUUAGAGAAACUUCUGGCCAAAUUGGCGGUCUGAUUUGUUUGCGAAAUGAACUUCUUUCUAAGAUCCUAGAAGACUCAAGUAUAAAGGUUUAUAAUGUUGAUCAAGGAAUUACUUUGAUAAAGCAAAGGCUUCACCGUCUAAAAGUACUCAUAGUUCUUGAUGAUGUGGAUCAUUCAAACCAAUUAGAACAUAUAGUUGGAAAAGGUGAUUGGUUUGGUUUAGGAAGUAGAAUCAUCAUAACAACAAGAGAUAAACAUUUACUAACUAAGCAUCAAGUUUUAACCUACGAGGCGCAGGAAUUGGGUCACUAUGAAGCUCUUCGGCUCUUUAGUUGGCAUGCCUUCAAUAAAGACAAGCCUGAUGAUGAUUAUGUUGAAAUCACAAAAGAUGCAAUAUCUUAUACUCGAGGAUUGCCACUAGCUUUAACAGUUCUAGGCUCGGCCCUAAAAGGAGAGGAUAUAGAAUAUGUCACAAAAAUGAUAGUCAGUACUCGUGGUACUCACUCAUAUAGUGGCAUUGAAGAGCUAAAGGAUAAGUGUCUCAUAAAUGAGUCUUAUUACAAUUCAUUGGUGAUGCAUGACUUACUGCAAGAAAUGGGUAAAGAAAUUGUUCGACAAGAAUCACCCGAAGAACCUGGCAAGCGCAGUAGAUUGUGGUUUCAUGAAGAUGUCCGUCAUGUUCUAGAAGAAAAUACGGGAACAAGUAAAGUUGAUGGCAUAUUGAUAGAUUUGCCUAAACCAGACAUGAUACACUUGAGUCCCAAAGCCUUCAAGAAGAUGAAAAGGCUCAGAAUGUUUAUAAAUCGUAAUGCACACUUUUCUGAAGAGCCUAAUUUUCUCUCAAAUGAGUUAAGAUUGCUUGAUUGGCCUAAAUAUCCUGGGGAAUCUUUGCCAUCCAAUUUUCGUGGAAAGAACCUUGUUGUUUUAAUAAUGCCUCAAAGUCACUUGAAGGAAUUGGAGGGAGUCCAGAAUUUCCAAAACAUAACAAUUAUGAAUUUCUCUCGUUGUGAAUUCCUAAGAAAAAUUCCUGAUGUUUCAAGGAUCCCAAACUUAGAGAAAUUGGCUCUAGAUGGUUGCAAAAAUUUAGUUGAGGUUCAUCAUUCUGUUGGAUUUCUUGAUAAGCUCAUUAGUUUGAGUCUUUGCGAAUGCUCUAAGCUUAUGAGUUUUCCGAAAAGUCUCAAGAUGAGAUCUCUUGAAAAUCUUUGGCUUCCCGGUUGCUCAAAGCUUAAGAACUUUCCAGAAAUUGAGUGUCAAAUGGAAUGUUUAAAGGAAAUUGACUUUAGCGAAACUGGUAUAGAGGAAUUACCUUCGUCCAUUGCGUACCUCGUUGGGGUUAAAACCUUAAAUCUAAAUGGUUGCACAAACCUUAUGAAUCUUCCGGAUAGCGUUCGUAAGUUGCAACAUUUAGAAAAACUAAGCAUGCAGGACCUGAAUAAGAUUAUAUUACCAUGUUUAGGCGGUCAAACAAACUUUAUGAAUCUUCCACAUAGCUGUUGUCUUUGUCUUGACGUCUGUUCAAAAGUUGUUGAGUUUCUAGAAACAUUGGAGGAUACGAGACAAUCCAUGCCCAAUGUUCCAUCUGUAGAGGAAUCUGCAAUUUCAUCAAUGGCGGAAUUACUUCAAUUGUCGCCUCCAAUGAAUACAAGCGAUUCUGCUGAUGCUUGUUCCUCGAUAGUAUUUCCAAAACUUCAACAAGCAUUCCUCUCAGAAUCAAUUUUAUUUUGGACCUUUGGGUGUUACUCCACAUUGACAGAAUUAGAUCUAUCAAGGAGUUAUAUCGUUGCCCUUCCUCCAUGCAUAAGAGGAUUUGUUAGAUUGAAGUUCCUUUUUUUGAUGGAAUGCAAGCAACUUCGAGAAAUUCUAGGACUUCCACCAAACUUAAUUUUUAUGAGUGCUAAUAGGUGUGUGUCAUUGGCAAUAUUUUUAGAAGAAGGUAGAAGAUUUCCAAACUUAAUUCUUGGAAACCAUGUUCCAUUAGAAUCAGAUUUAUUGAUUCAACAUGAUUGCCCUUCUAGAUUUGAAUUGCUAGAUCUAUCAGGUAGCGCUAUUGUUAGCCUUCCUGUGUGGCUCAACAAAUUUGCUGGAUUGAAGAGGCUAGUUGCAAGCAACUUAGAGAAAUUCCAAAACUUCCACCAAGACUUGAAUGGAUUGACUUCUCUGAUUGCCCUGGAUUGCAAGAAAAUAUGGGGGUCGAUAUGCAAAUUUGUUUAUUGA
Messenger RNA from Corylus avellana, 2691 nucleotides. NCBI's taxonomy places the organism in Eukaryota, Viridiplantae, Streptophyta, Magnoliopsida, Fagales, Betulaceae. The record is from RefSeq and is a predicted model, not a curated record.